GCCUAGGAAAACCUACUUCGUAAAUGGUUCUUGGUCCAUAUGUUAAGUAACUGAAUUUGUGUAAGUCUAAAAGUUCAAAGCAGUAACGAACCACAAAUAGGCUUUAAAAUUUUUUGAAUCCCAGUUCCUUUUCUUGAUCUCCUUAUUUAUUUCUGGUAACCACUUCUCAUUCAAGGCAUACUUAAGGAACUAGAAGAAUUCAGAGAGAUUUAAAGUAGGAAUAGCCUCAUUAUUGAGUGUUUAUAGACUAUUUUUUCUCUUUUGAUAGUGUUCAGGGGAAACCUAACUUUCUGGGGGAUGUGGGAUUUUUUUUUCCCCCUACGUAGUGCAUUCUUCUAACAUAUAUUUGGCAUUAACUCCCCCAGUUUUUUUUUUCCGGGGCACCCUAAACUACUAGUUUACAGUACUAAACGAAACCCACCGCCGUGCGAAACCGUUCAAGGUCACGCGAGCAGGUGCCUGGCCAGGGACCGGAAUGCGCACUGCCAGGCCCAUUUCGUUCUCCAAAGUCGGCCCUCGAUCUCUGCCCACCUUUGGGGGUCACCCAGCCUGACUGCGACCAGACCACCAGACCGGGAGACGCAGUCCGCCCCCCGCCCCGGUGGCCGCGCUCGGAACCGCGCCUCUGGAAGGUUCCUGAGUGACUGACGGGUGGCGGGGCUGAUGGCUCCGUGAAAGCUGGGGCGGAGCCGGCGGCGACCAGCGGCGGUGCUACGCCUCCCGGGGCCGCUCGGCCGCGCCCGCUGGCGGAAGCUGCGCUCUGCCUGACUAGAGACGCUCUGCUCAAGGGUCCCGGGCGGUGCCGCGGCCGCCUUCCGGGGCUCGCCGGCUGACUGGCCUCCCACCGCAGGACCAUGCAGCGCUUAGCGAUGCACCUGCGGAUGCUCUCCAGGGAGCUCUCCCUCUACCUGGAGCACCAAGUCCGAGUUGGGUUCUUCGGCUCGGGAGUAGGCUUAUCCCUGAUCCUGGGCUUCAGCGUCGCUUACGCCUGCUAUUACCUGAGCAGCAUUGCCAAGAAGCCCCAGUUAGUGACGGGGGGUGAGAGCUUCAGCCGCUUCCUCGAGAACCACUGUCCGGUGGUGACAGAAACGUACUACCCGACGGUCUGGUGCUGGGAGAGUCGAGGACAGACACUCCUGAGACCUUUCAUCACUUCUAAGCCCUCGGUGCAGUACAGGAAUGAACUUAUUAAAACUGCAGAUGGCGGACAAAUUUCACUGGACUGGUUUGAUAAUUGUAACAGCAAAUGUUAUAUGGAUGCCACCACCAGACCUACUAUCUUAUUGUUGCCUGGCCUCACUGGAACAAGCAAGGAAUCGUAUAUCCUUCAUAUGAUCCAUCUUAGUGAAGAAUUGGGAUACAGAUGUGUGGUUUUUAACAACAGAGGAGUGGCAGGGGAGAAUCUCUUGACACCAAGGACUUACUGUUGUGCUAACACGGAAGACCUGGAGACAGUUAUUCACCACGUGCACAGUCUGUACCCUUCUGCUCCUUUCCUGGCAGCAGGGGUGUCGAUGGGAGGGAAGAAGUUCAUCCAGGCGAAUGUUGCUAUUUGCCUUGGCAACUAUGGCUCUGUGGUGAAAAGGAUGCAAGUAUCUCCUUGGGAUCCUCAGGGUUGUGGGAGCCUGAAGGCUUGUUGACGUUGAUUUCCAUCACUUGGGAGCUGCCAUGUUGACCUUCAGCUUCCCUGAUGGUCUCCCAGCUGUCCCUGUAAGUGUGUCCUCCGGCAUCACACUGGAAGCUGACCUCGGAGACUGACUUUCAUCACUCCAGGCGUAGAAAUAAUCACUUCUUGCUCUCUCCGGCUGAAGAGGCCUUCAAAAUUUUUUUUCCUCCAGGUGGUGGUGUUUUUGUUUGUUUUGUUUUGUUGCUGGGCAGUUGGGCCUACCCUGGAAUGCUCUCCUAGAAACUCUGACGUUUUAUUGUUAACCCUUACUCCAGCUGCUCUUUUAAGCAUAUGAAUAUUUUUAUAAUUUGUGCUUCUUGCAGUUACACUGGGGCUUAGUUGGAACAUCUAUGCCAUAUUUAUUCAUUUCUACUAAUAAUCAUGUAUAUUUUUUAUGUUCCAGUGAUUAUGAACUUAAUAAAAUACAAAAUUUUGAUUAUCUGGAAUUUCAUAUGCUUAGAUUCCCUAAAUGCUUGUUCCAAAACUGACUUUUUAAAAUCAGCAAACAGGGUGCCUGGGUGGCUCAGUCGUUA
Molecule: messenger RNA, 2199 nt
Organism: Leptonychotes weddellii (Weddell seal)
Lineage: Eukaryota; Metazoa; Chordata; Mammalia; Carnivora; Phocidae
Source: RefSeq, a predicted model, not a curated record